This is a messenger RNA of Diprion similis, 1805 nucleotides long. Its product is annotated as UDP-glycosyltransferase UGT5-like. The record is from RefSeq and is a predicted model, not a curated record. Gene Ontology annotation, molecular function: UDP-glycosyltransferase activity. The transcript is spliced from 5 exons. Lineage: Eukaryota; Metazoa; Arthropoda; Insecta; Hymenoptera; Diprionidae. The coding region runs from base 65 to 1663 and encodes 532 amino acids.
GGUAUAUUUUAGAACAUAUACAGUCCGAAGCUUCGUGAUCGUUGGUCGAGGAGAAAAGCAAAGUAUGGAGAGUCUCAUCAUGCUACGAUUAUCAAGCUUUUUUACGCUGCUGGUGGUUUUAUCGAUCGCUUCACCCCAUCAAGCUUACAGAAUAUUAGCUGUAUUCCCAUUCAACUCAGUUAGCCACUUUGCGAUGUCGGGUCGAAUCGCGGAAGAAUUGGCAUCGCAUGGUCACCAAGUUGACGUUAUCAGCCAUUACCCAUUGAAGGAGCCACGCCCGAACUAUAAUGAUGUUGUAAGUUUGGCUGGCACCAUGCCUUUCUUGAAGAAUAAUAUGACUUACAAAUUUGGCACUGAAGAGCUGGCUGAAGAUACUUUGAUUCACUCGAUAGCAACAAAGUUUGGUGGCGAUUUGUGCGACUUAAUGGAUCUUCCAAAAUUUAAACAACUUAUUAAAAAUCCUCCGCAAGAUCCUCCGUAUGAUGCUGUUAUCAUUGAGACAUUCGGGGCGGUUUGCUAUCUGGCCUUAGGACAACAUCUGAGGGUUCCCGUUGUGGCAGUUGUCACAAGCCCAAUAUGGCCGUGGGUGAAUGACAUGGUAGCAAAUCCGGAAGACCCAGCUUACAUCCCCCACGUUUUCUCAGGGCUCAGUGGCCAGUUGAACUUUUGGCAACGGCUUCAGAACACUCUGACCCUUUGGAAGGCAAAGCUGAGCUACACUCGUUAUACCGCUUAUCAAAACGACAAGAUCAAAAAACAUUUUGGUCCGCAAGCUCCGAGUCUCGAUGAGGUCCGGAGGGAUGUGUCCUUGGUUUUGGUCAAUUCGCAUUACAGUCUCAACGGAAUCAGGCCAUUCACUCCAGCCGUUGUCGAAGUCGGCGGAUUACACAUUAGAGAAAACGGAACGCCGUUGCAAAAGGACUUAAAAAAGUGGUUAGACGACAGCACGGACGGCUUUGUUCUUAUAACUUUCGGCUCUAUGCUCAAGCUGGAAACCUUUCCCAGGGAAAACUUGGUCGCCAUAUAUUCUUCGUUAGCGAAGCUUGCCCCGAUUCGGGUCGUAGUUAAGGUGGUAAACGCGACGGAAUUAGUACCAGGCUUACCGAGCAACGUUCUCACUCUUCCAUGGGUUUCUCAAAUGGCUGUUCUACAACACAAGAAUAUUCGAGCGUUCAUGACCCAUGGUGGCCUCAUGGGAACCAUGGAAGCCAUCUAUUGUGGGGUACCCAUGAUCGGGGUACCUAUGUUCGGCGAUCAACCUCAGAACAUCGAACUAUACGCCCAAAAAAAUAUGGCAGUGUCUGUGAGCCGGGAUGAGCUGACUGAAGAGAAUCUAGAUGCCGCUUUUAAUGCUGUGUUACACGAUCCAUCGUACAUGAAAGCAGCGAAGGAAAUGUCUGCCAAAUUUCGAGAUCGACCACUGAGUGCUGUUGACACAGCGAUGUUUUGGGUGGAAUAUAUAAUAAGGAAUGGAGGGGCGAGCCUCAGGUCACCUGCUAUGGACUUAAGUUGGUGGCAAAUCGCGUUGUUCGAUGUUUAUGGGGCUCUGCUGCUGGCCGCUGUUCUCGCGUUGUACUUGCUCAAAGUUAUUGUGAAGAAAGCAGAAAGAGUGGUUUUCGGAAGUGAUGCGGAAAUUAAGCUAAGGACCAAAAAGAAUGAAUAAUGAACGAAGUAUUUUAUCAGGGUAUUGGAAUUAUAUUUGACAAACGGUUCAUCGUUUAACCGAUUCACUUAUCUGUGCAAGCAAUCACGGUUCCUCGAAACUUUUCAAAAUCCGGACGAACUGAAUGCAUGAUCGCAUCAAG